CACAGCUCCAAGCCACCGCUGCAAAAGCCGAAGGGGGGGGAAAAAAACCACAGCGUUGCAUUGGCCAUAGUCCUCUCUCUCUCUCUCUCUCUCUCUUUACCACUUGCCCGGCCUGGCUAAGUCGACAAACCUCCGGCCUUCGCUUUGAACAUAACAAUACUGUAAAACUACCGGCUCCUGCAAUCGCAGCGAGAAGCCUGGAAAGGCGGACGCUUCCGCAAGUGGUUCCGCCUUCUUCGGCGACUAUGGCCGUCUGCCGCCGGGAUGCAACGCGAACCCUGCUCGCUUGGGGAGCAAACAGCUAUGGACAACUUGGUCUUGGUCAUAAAAAUGAUGUGCUCCUGCCUAAGGCUGUGAAGUCAUUUCUCUUUAAUCAGAGUUGUAUCAAAAACAUUACUGGAGGUGGAGGUCAUUCUGCUGUUCUCACCGAUACUGGAGAGAUCUUUUUCUGUGGCCAGAAUAAAGAUGGACAAUUGGGACUUGGUCAUACUGAGGAUGUGACACAUUUUACCUUAUGUUCUUCUAUUUGUGACUGUCCUGUCAUACAAGUUGCCUGUGGCUGGGAUUAUACAGUUAUACUUGUUGGAAAUGGUCAAAUGUUCUCCUGUGGUUCUAAUUCCUUUGGACAAUUGGGAAUUCCUGAUAUUUCAGGCAGAUGCACUAUUCCAGCAAUGAUUAAGUCUUUACAGGAUAAAAUAAUAAAUAUUGCUGCUGGACUCAGGCACGCUGUUGCUGUGGCUGAAAGUGGUUCUGUAUUUCAAUGGGGAAUUGGUAUGGCAUUGCAAGCAAAGCGAAUGUGCCAAGAAAAAAAUAUUCCUUCUUUCUUGAGGGCAAAGGAACCUUGCAAAGUACCAGGUUUUGAAAAUGUCAAAGUGAAGAGUGUAGCUUCCGGCUCACAUCAUGUUGUGUCACUCACAGACGAUGGAGAUUUAUAUGUAUGGGGAAACAAUAAGCACAAGCAACUAUUAAGUAAAGACUCUGUUGUUUUGGAACCUCAGAAGAUUGAAGCUCACUAUUUUGAGGGUGAAAAAAUCAGAAGAAUUUGGAGUGGUUGGACACACUUGGUGGUGCAAUCAGAGACAGAGAAAGUCUUCACGUGGGGUAGAGGAGACUAUGGUCAACUUGGAAGAAGUGAGAUGCCAUGCGAAGGACAGAGCAAAGACAGAAAGGGAUCAACAGAGCAUCAUUUGAAAGAGUCAUCUUAUGCUCCUGCUACAGUACCCAGACUCUCUGGUGCAUCUGAGAUUGCAUGUGGUUCAGAGCACAAUCUAGCAAUAGUUGGUAACCAGUGUUUUUCCUGGGGAUGGAACGAGCAUGGCAUGUGUGGCAACGAAACAGAAGAAAAUGUUUGUCUUCCUCAGCCUGUGGAACCUCUUAGUUCUUCAGAGCUGCUUUUAAUUGGAUGUGGAGCCGGACACUCCUUAGCAUUUUGCUCUUUAACAAGCUUAGACAUAACACCCUCUGCACAAUUUUAAAUUCACCUGGAGGUUUGUCUUUGGUUAAUAAAAUGCAGUUAAUGUCAAAGCAAUUCAGUCAUACUAGCCAUGGCAAGAUUAUCCAUGUUAUAUACUGACAUAGUCAUUUUGCCGUGUUCGUAUUUAAAAGAAAGAGGAAGUUUUUUUUUAAAAAAAAUUGCUUUUGUUUGAGGGGAGCAAAGUAUGAAAACAUUUUGGUGUGAUGAAAUGAAACAGAAUGUGCUUUAUUUAUUGUCAAGCAUGAAAAACCAGAUUUACAUGUAAAGCUUCUAAUGAACUGAUUUAUUACUACAGCCUAUACACAGGAGUCUCCUGAUAUUAAGAGUUAGCACCUGGACAGAACUAGAUAAGUAUUAAUGGCAGACAAGGGUGGAUUGGACUUAGUUCGCUUGUGGUUACAAAAUCAUUCUAAACUGAUGCCUAGUUUAACUCCUCCCCCUGGUUCUGCCAGUCUCUUUCCUACAUUUAUUGAUAUCAAGCACAUGAUUACCUCAGGUAGUCCUUGCUUAAUGACUGCCAUGUUUAAUGAUUCUUAAAAAUUAUAAUGGUGUUGAAAAAAUAAUUUUACAACCAGUCCCUGCACUUGCAAUGUUUACAGCAGCCUGCGGUUAUGGGAUCUCCAAUUGUACACCUCAUAGCCAGCUUCCAACAAGCAAGGUCAAUGAAGAAGCCAACAAUAAAAUUAUAAGUCACAAUCAUCUGAUGGCUUGCUUAAAGACUGUGUUGAUUAGCAACAGAGUUACCGGUCCCAAUUAUGAUAAUUAAGUGAAAGACUACCUGUCCAGUUUUUAUCCAAGUAUAUAUACUGGAGCAUUAGUCUCAAUAUCAGAGAUUUAUAAUUGGACUAUACUGUUUCAUCAAUGCAAAUGCAAUCAGAUAUAGAGACUUCCAGGUGAGAAAAAUUAUGGAUUGAUGCUUCUCUGAAAGGGUAGGGAUGCUGAGGAUGGAAUUAUGCCUGCCAGUGAGGCUGUUCCUACACAACUUUUCCAGACAAUGAAAAGCUAAAAAGAUUGCCCAUGGGUGCUCUGGAUAGUAGUUCCUUAUGCGGAAACCUGCAGCACCCAAAAGGAUUCUACAGGCACCUCAUGAGUGAAGUGCUUGGAGCCAAGGAAGAUCUGACUUGCAGCCUCAAUGGAGCCUUUAAUGGAUACCAAGUCCCACUUUCUUAAGCACUUCGGAUGGUAGCUAUUUAAAAACUAAAGAAUUCUCUGGAAUAGCAGUUUAACUGGACCAUCUGUGUUUAACAGGAAAAAAAAACCAGAUUUUUUUCUCCAGAAAUUAACUUGCAGCAAAAAGCACAUUAAAAGCUUGGACUAUAAAAGUUUUAAACAAAUAUAGGGACCAGUAGACUGUAGGUUCCUGUAAAUUUAUUAGAAGAGAUACCCACAAUGGUGGAGUGGAAUGUGAGGAGUGUAGAACUGACUGAAAUGGCUAAAUUGACUUGUCUAAUUAAAGAAGGUACAACAAUAUUUUUUAAAUAAAAGAAUGGAAACCCUUUAUGGACUUUUUGCUGCAAAUGGACAAAAGUGUGUGGUUUUGGGGGAUUUACUGAUUAAAAAGCGUUGUUUACAGGAAGACGGGAUCCAAAAUAUAUAAUUUCAGAGGCUGGAAAUGGUGAAUCAUUAUGCUAGCAAUGGCUUGCCUUCAGAGGUUGUGGGUGCUCAAUCACUGGAGGUUUUUAAGAAGAUAUUGAAUAGCCACAUGUCUGAAAUGGUGUAGGGUCUCUUGCUUUGAGCAGGGGGUUGGAUUAGAAGACUUCCAAGGUCCCUUCCAAUUCUAUUAUUCUGUUGUAUAUGUUCUGUUAUCUGCUGCAAAGAAGAUUGGAAGUUGCUUCUUUAGAUAUCUUUCUUCUUCUUUGUCUCACUUUUUCAUUUAUUUUUUUAUAUCUCUUACACACAUGCAUAUACACACAUAAGCAAUCAAGUAUAUAGUAGAAUAUGUUGCCAAACUCAUGGUUCCUUGUUACUACUCUACAUUUUACUGUCCAUUGACUGGGUGUUUUGCUGGGUCACGAAUCCAGAUGGUAUUUUGAAAGGCCUUUGAAUUAGUUCAAUAUCUAAGUGGCAGCUUUACUUUUCCUUUAUUCUUUGGGCAUUCCUGGAUUGAAUGCCCAUCUCCUAUAUUUUACAAAUCAAACUCCUGAAUAUAUUUAUUAGAAUUGUGCAGCCCUUUUGAUUCAGUUUCAAUCAUAUGCAGGUCUGUGAACAUAAUACCUGCCUAUACCUCUUUGAAACUUUCAUGUCUUUUCUCAGGAUUUGAUGGAUACCCUGUGAGAGAUAGGGGAAAAUAUGGCUGCUUUAAAGAGUUGCUACAUUUGCUCUCCUGUGCCUUCUAACGCAGUUUUUUGGAAUUGAAUCAUAGCCUUUAUAUGUAUAUAUUAGGUCGUAGAAGGGGCAUAAAUAUAAUAGCAGUCUUCACAAAUAAGCUAGUUAAUUAAAAAAAAGUUUUAUUUUCCUCGACUGGAGUUUGUCAUAUGUAUAAAAUGCAGAAUUUUUGGAGUUCUGUGCCACAUCAACUGAAUCAGUGAUAGCAGUACUCUACCAAUCCAGGAUUUUAUGUUAAUAGUCUGAUACUCUGUAAGCCUAAUCUGUUCCAUCUGUUUACAACCAAUUUAUUUGGAAAGCCAAUUAAGACGGAUUAGCAAGAUCUGUUUAGCUAUUUGUGAUCUCUGUUACUUUACCUGUAGGCAUGUUACCAGAAAUUAUUGCGGUGACUGCUCCUUUUAUACAGUACAUACCCUAGUCAACAUAAAUCGUAAUGUAUGUACACAAAUAUAUUUGGUAGAAUACAGUAUUGCAGGCUAAGUCAAUGCUCACUACCAGGAGUUCAAUCCUGAUGGGCUCAAGAUUGACUCAGCCUUCCAUCCUUCUGAGAUUGGUAAAAUGAGGACCCAGAUUGUUUGGGGCAAUAGGCUGACUGUAAAUCAUUUAGAGAGGACUAUAAAGCAAUAUAAAAUGAUAUAUAAGUCUAAGCAGUAUUACUAUUGUUAUUGACCUGGUUAACACAGAGGCCUAUAUGGUCAUGUAUCAGAGAUGUUCUAGUACAGGAGUGUCAAACUCGUGGUCCACGGGCCAGAUGAGUCACAUGCUGGCCACACCCACCCAUUUUAGCGAAGGAGGGAAAAGUUGCGACACUUUUGUGACGACGUGUUGUCACAAGUUUGACACCUCUACAUCUACCUCUAGUAGAUCCUGCAUUAAGCAAGGGAAUGAACUAAUUAGCUCCUUCUAACUCAAUGAGAUUAAAUGGGGUGACAAAAAAGUCUUCUAUUAUGCUUUCCCUCAGAUUGCACCAUAAAAAUUCAAUAGCGCAGAAAGAUGUUCAAUCUGAUGAGGAAGAUUGCUUGAAAGAAAAAAAGUACAGUAUUCAUGAGGUGUCCUUCCAGCUGUCUUUGUUUUGUUUUUAAUCAUCAUCAGCACUCAGAAAUCAUUUCAUAAUGUUGAGCAUGCUAUAAACUAUUUUACCUCUUCAUGUUUUUGCUGACAUCCUUUUGCAGAAGGAUUUUUUUUUUAAAAAAAAAAUCAUGUUCUGCUAUUAGGCUUGCUUGUAUUCAGGCUAUUAAACUUUUUAUCUCAAGCUCUUGAUUAGGCAUUUGCUUGUUCUAUCUGUAUAUCCUUGGCUACAGGGAAAGAUUAUGAAUUGAAUUUUCUUUCACAGCUGCAUUUUGUGUCCCUUUUGCUCCUCUUCCUUUGUUCUUCCUUUUUAGUUUUCCUCCUAAACUUGAGUUCAUUUAAGGUGUACACCAAUAGUGAUUUACACUAUUGUUAAUUCUGUGCUGUGUAUCUAUUGUUUGCAUUCAUUAAUCUUUUUUGCAUAAUAAAAUAAAUAGAAUUUCUUCCCUUUA
Pantherophis guttatus is the source of this 5319-nucleotide messenger RNA. RefSeq names its product secretion regulating guanine nucleotide exchange factor (gene SERGEF). NCBI's taxonomy places the organism in Eukaryota, Metazoa, Chordata, Lepidosauria, Squamata, Colubridae. The record is from RefSeq and is a predicted model, not a curated record.